This is a messenger RNA of Myotis myotis, 3885 nucleotides long. RefSeq names its product golgi associated, gamma adaptin ear containing, ARF binding protein 3 (gene GGA3). Gene Ontology annotation, molecular function: ubiquitin binding; phosphatidylinositol binding; small GTPase binding. The transcript is spliced from 17 exons. Lineage: Eukaryota; Metazoa; Chordata; Mammalia; Chiroptera; Vespertilionidae. Gene Ontology annotation, cellular component: trans-Golgi network. The record is from RefSeq and is a predicted model, not a curated record. Gene Ontology annotation, biological process: intracellular protein transport; vesicle-mediated transport. The coding region runs from base 110 to 2344 and encodes 744 amino acids.
CAGGCAGGCGCUCGCUCCUCUCAGGCCCCCAUGCAGGCCCCGCCCAGGCUCAGCUCUCGCAGGUUGUCGCGAGGUUUGAGGCCGCGGGCCCGGCCCGGGCGGCUGCAAUAUGGCGGAGGCGGAAGGAGAGAGUCUGGAGUCCUGGCUGAAUAAGGCCACCAAUCCUUCCAACCGCCAGGAGGACUGGGAAUACAUAAUCGGCUUCUGUGACCAGAUCAACAAGGAGCUGGAAGGGCCACAGAUCGCUGUCCGACUGCUGGCCCAUAAGGUCCAGUCCCCACAGGAAUGGGAGGCGGUCCAGGCCCUGACGGUGCUGGAGGCGUGUAUGAAGAACUGUGGGCGGAGAUUUCACAACGAAGUGGGAAAGUUCCGGUUUUUGAAUGAGUUGAUCAAAGUCGUCUCUCCAAAGUACCUGGGGGACAGGGUGUCUGAGAAAGUGAAGACCAAGGUUAUUGAGCUACUUUAUAGCUGGACGUUGGCCCUGCCAGAAGAAUCAAAGAUCAAAGAUGCCUACCACAUGCUGAAGAGACAGGGCAUAGUGCAGUCUGACCCACUGAUCCCUGUGGACAGGACACUGAUCCCCUCUCCACCACCUCGUCCCAAAAACCCUGUGUUUGAUGAUGAGGAGAAAUCCAAGCUUUUAGCCAAGUUGUUGAAAAGCAAAAACCCAGAUGACCUGCAAGAGGCCAACAAGCUGAUCAAGUCCAUGGUGAAGGAAGAUGAGGCACGGAUCCAGAAGGUGACCAAGCGUCUGCACACUUUAGAGGAGGUUAAUAACAACGUGAAGCUGCUCAGUGAGAUGCUGCUUCAUUACAGCAAGGAGGACUCGUCAGAGGCAGAUAAAGAGCUCAUGAAGGUAGCUCCCCCACCACGAGGACAGCUGGGCUCUGGGCAGGGAGCCAGCCUUCGCCAGGAGCUGUUUGAUCGGUGUGAGAAUAAGAGGCGGACAUUAUUCAAACUAGCCAGCGAGACAGAGGACAAUGACAAUAGUUUGGGGGACAUCCUGCAGGCCAGUGACAACCUCUCCCGAGUCAUCAACUCAUACAAAACAAUCAUUGAAGGGCAGGUCAUCAAUGGUGAGGUGGCCACCUCAACCAUGUCUGACUCUGAAGGACACCACCACUCCAGGAACCAAGGCACUCUCAUCGACCUUGCAGAGUUGGAUGCACCGGGCAGCUCAACCCCCGUUUUGGCCCCCGCCCCACCCUCCUCCGGCAUCCCCAUCCUCCCUCCACCCCCCCAGGCCUCAGCACCUGGGCGCAGCCGCUCGUCCAGCCAGGCGGAGGCCCCCCCAGGGCCCAGCAACACAAGCAGCGCCCUCUCCUUGCUGGAUGAAGAGCUGCUCUGCUUGGGCCUUGCUGACCCAGCCCCUACGGCUCCUCCCAAAGAGUCAGCUGGAAACGGCCAGUGGCCCCUGUUCCAGAACGAACAGUCGGACCUGGACUUCUUCAGCCCCAAACCUGGGACUGCUGCUUGUAGCCCCUCAGAUGGGCCUGUCCUCCAGCCCUCAGCAACCCCUGCAGGCAACUCCCAGCCUCCACUGCCACCCCCCUUCCCAGCUCCUGUGGUCCCAGCCAGCGUUUCUGCUUCAAAAACAGGCUUUUUGUUCCCCACUGGACUGGCCCCAAAGGCUGAGCCCACAGCCCCCGGGUACCAUGGCUCAGCUUUGAGUGACAGCUCCCUGCACCAGUUGGAUGCCCUCGAUCAGCUUUUAGAAGAAGCCAAAGCGACCUCAGGCCUGGUGAAACCCAUCUCCUCCAGCUUCUUCCCUGGGGCCACCGCCUCCCCUCUGAUCCCCAGCAGCACCUCAGCUAGGCCUCUCCUGCCGUUCUCCACGGGGCCUGGCAGCCCUCUCUUCCAGCCACCGGUCUUCCCAUCCCAGGGGAGCCCCAUGAAGGGGCCUGAGCUUUCCCUGGCCAGUGUCCAUGUCCCCCUGGAAUCUAUCAAGCCUAGCAGUGCCCUUCCUGUGACAGCCUAUGAUAAAAACGGCUUCCGCAUCCUCUUCCACUUCGCCAAGGAAUGUCCACCAGGACGGCCCGAUGUGCUGGUGGUGGUUGUGUCCAUGCUGAAUACGGCUCCUCUGCCUAUAAGAAGCAUCGUGCUACAGGCUGCAGUACCCAAGUCAAUGAAGGUGAAGUUGCAGCCACCCUCUGGGACGGAACUCUCUCCAUUUAGCCCCAUCCAGCCACCUGCAGCCAUCACCCAGGUCAUGCUGCUGGCGAAUCCACUGAAGGAGAAGGCAAGGCUGCGGUAUAGGCUGACCUUCGCCCUUGGGGAGCAGCUGAGCACAGAGGUGGGUGAGGUGGACCAGUUCCCCCCUGUGGAGCAGUGGGGGAACCUAUGACCCUGAAGGAUGCGGUCAUCUCCACUCUGAAGCCCAAGUAGGCCGCCCCGAGACAGACAGGAGGGCUCUCCGGGUCGUCAUUCUCCGUGUCCUGACCACAGCUGGAGCUUUGGUAUGGAACAGGGGCCCUGGGCAUUGCUGCCAGGAGCUUAACUGUGAUGGUCUCUCCUUUGGCCCCUUAAAGGACCUGUUUUUAUCUACCUGUGUGACUUGAAGUGGCCAUGUACUGUUGGGCGGGGUGUGGCCCCGGACUCUGCACUGUCGCCCUGGGAACACAGACUUAAAGCUGGAGUAGGUUUUCCCCUCGUGCUGGCACCCUGCUGCCACAAGAGAGGAGGUCUCUAAAAAGACUUGGGGCCCUUCCUCAAAGACCAGGUCCUCACUCCCCACCUCCACCAUGCUACUCUGUGCUCCCCUUGCUGGCAGGCUCCUACCUCCAGGAAGGUGGGCAAGGUCCAGUGGUCCCAAACGGGCCUGGGCACGAGAAAGGAGUGGGUGUGCUGCCUUCCACGGGCAGUGCCAGCCUGGAAUGGCCACUGGAUAAGGUUGUGCUUGUCCCUGGCGAUGGCAAGCUGUGUCCUUUGGACAUCUCAGCAGGACGUGGAACUCAGCCUAUUAGAAACAGAACUUGGCCCCAAAGCAGCCUAAACUAAGGCUGAGAGAGAAGACAGAAGAGAACCGUUUCCCCUUCUCCGAAGCAGGUACUCGGAGCUUUCUGCGAAAAGUGUGCCUCCCGACGCGGGACCAGGCCAGCCUAUUCACUACCUCUUGCUUGGCAUGAAAUAAACUGCUGUCUUGCCCUUCGAGCCCCUGAAGGGAGGACAAUUCCUGCCCCCCUCUACGUCCUCCUGCCUUGGCCUCCCUCUACCCCCAGAUGGCCUGUCAGGACAGAAGUCACAGACAGGAGGCCUCAGGGUCAGGCAGUUGCACUAGACUUACCUGCUGCCCAGAAACUGACUGUCCUCAGCUGCAGGGGGUACUGUCAGCGAGAUGUUGGGUCUGGAGAUGGUGAGAUUGGGGGCCAGGCUUGAAUCGAGUCACCAGACCUUAUUGCUUGAACAGUGCUCAGCCCAGCUAGCUUGUGCCGGCCUGUAGGCCUCCCAGGGCAACAGGAAAGUGAGAACCACCAGCUGGGGAAAGAGGACACAGCUCACCUGAACUCAGCUGGACGGGCUCAGAGCCAUCUCCAGGGGAAGGCGGCACAAGCCACGCUCCUGGAUUCCUCCCUGUUCCUUGCCAGGCUUCCUCACCUUCCCCUUCCCUCCCAUCUCUGGCAAGCAGGUUUCACUGCUUCGUUAAGAUAGGUCAAACGUGAACUGAUUUCACUCCUUACGGAAAAAAUCCAAGAGUUUCCCAGAGGCUGGCUGCCGCAGCCCUGGAAAAGUCUAUGGGAUUGCUACCUGGAACUGUACCUUUACAAUGAGGUUUAGACGUUAAAAUUAUUUAUGAGUGUGACUGUUUCAUGACAAACAGCUAUACUGGAUAUAUCAACUCUGCUGCCCUUAUUUUACUGCAUGUUAAAUAAAACCAUUUUCAACCUA